ACUGUGGGAAUGCUAUACGGGUAGAAAACGAGGAUUCUUGAAGUUAGAAUGCUCUUGCGGUUAGCAGUUCGGUUUCAGUUGUGUAUCGGAAGCACAUUCUCGUUGUUCGUGCUUGAUGUGGAAGCUCUGGACCAAGAAAUGUCAGGACGAAUCCGAGACAGUCAAUUGGAUUACUGUUCAUACAAAGCCUUGUCCAAAGUGUCACAAACCUGUUGAGAAGAAUGGUGGUUGUAAUUUAGUUAGUUGCAUAUGCGGGCAGCCAUUUUGUUGGCUGUGUGGUGGAGCUACAGGCCGAGAUCAUACUUGGUCAAGUAUAGCUAACCACAGCUGUGGUCGAUACAAAGAAGACAGUGCAAAAAAGUCCGAGCGUGCAAAGCGAGAGCUCUACAGAUACAUGCAUUACCACAAUCGCUACAAAGCUCAUACAGACUCCUUCAAGCAAGAAUCUCGACUAAGCGAGACAGUGAAGGAGAAAGUAUCGAAUUUGGAAGCGAACGAGUCGAACUUGAGAGAUUUCAGCUGGGUUACAAACGGGCUUUACAGACUCUUCAGGUCAAGGCGGGCUCUUACAUACUCUUACCCGUUUGCUUUCUACAUGUUUGGCGAUGAACUGUUUAAGGAUGAGAUGACCGAAAAGGUUAGGGAAACGAAACAGCACUUGUUCGAAGACCAACAACAGCAGUUAGAGUCGAAUGUUGAGAAGCUGUCCAAAUUUCUCGAGGAGCCGUUCGAUGAGUACUCUGAGGAACGAGUCAUGCAAAUGAAGAUGCAAGUUCUUGAUCUCUCUGCUAUCACUGAUAGCCUCUGCAAGAAAAUGUAUGAAUGCAUUGAGAAUGAUUUGUUAGCUCCACUUCAAUUUACUACUCACAAUAUAGCUCCGUAUCAGUCAAACAUUGAGAAGGCAGGGGAGUUGACUGUUGGGUGGAGCGCCCAAUCGAGUAACGAUAAUAAAUGUCAGACUUCAACUGAUCAGUCCUAUGGAGGUGAAAAAGCAGUAAGCCAAGCAUCAGCAUCCGGAACUUCAGACGAGAAUCUUCAACAGUUUUCACGUAAGCGUGCUCGAGAAGAAAGUUCUGCAGAUAAUCUAUUCGAUCUCAACAAACCAGCAGAGGCUAAUCAAAUGAAUCCAUAGGAGUUGCUCUCUAUAUUAAGGUACAUAAAAUAACAUGACAAAGAAGUGGCGGUUUUUCACAUAUUUUGGCUCCCCCGAGGCUAUUUAUUUCCAGAUGCUACUAUGGAAGAAAAUUUAGCUCGACUAUAUAUAUAUAUAUAGUUUAUGCUCGGGCUCUUUGCAUAAUUUAUCUAUAUUUUACGUUAUAGUCCGUUGUGAUGCUUCGAUGUGUACAAAGUGGUGGUAGUUUUUUUAGUCUUUUUUCUUCGUCAGUAUGUCGUUUGCUUUCUUGGCUGCUUCAUGUGGCUGUGGCAAGUGGUACUUUUAAAAUAUAAAUAAACAUUACGCUCUUAUGUUACCGUAUUUGA
Molecule: messenger RNA, 1479 nt
Organism: Erythranthe guttata (spotted monkey flower)
Lineage: Eukaryota; Viridiplantae; Streptophyta; Magnoliopsida; Lamiales; Phrymaceae
Source: RefSeq, a predicted model, not a curated record